Molecule: messenger RNA, 1569 nt
Organism: Nylanderia fulva
Lineage: Eukaryota; Metazoa; Arthropoda; Insecta; Hymenoptera; Formicidae
Product: pancreatic lipase-related protein 2
Biological process (GO): lipid catabolic process
Molecular function (GO): lipase activity; serine hydrolase activity
Source: RefSeq, a predicted model, not a curated record
UCGUAAAAGCGUCGCGCCGCGCGCAAGUUAUAUUCCUCUAUCCUUACUUUCUAAAUUCCCCUCGCGCGCGCAACGCGAUAUAUAUCCCUCCGGUGACGUUGCAUUUUGCAAUACGUACACGCACGACGCGGCGGCGGGAUUCGCGUCCGCGUAUACGGCGAUUUUUCCGUGCCUGGAUGUUAUAUCACAAAUCGCAGGAUCACCGCGGGAGAUGGCGGUCAGUGUCGUGAGAUACCACGUUCUCCUCUACGUGCUCUACGGCGCCCUGCUACAGUACCACAAUGCGAUGGCUCAAAACACCCAAAAGACCCUUCAAGAUCUCUUCAACAGCACGUCCUGUGCAAAGCCACCUUACACCUGUCCGCAUUCGCAGAUAGAAUUCUACUUGUAUACCAGGGAAACGCAACAAAAUCCGCACUUAUUAGACGUUCGAGAUUUUAAUUCUCUUCGGAAUUCCAAAUUCGAGAAGAAGAACCCGACGAAGAUCAUUAUUCACGGCUUCGGCGGUGGACGAAAUUUAGCGCCCAGCACAGAUUUACGAGAUGCGUAUUUCACGCGAGGCGAUUACAAUAUUAUAAUCGUCGAUUAUGGUUCGUUGGUACGCGAGCCCUGUCUCUCGCAGAUCUCAUGGGGCCCGGAUUUCUGCUCCAAGUGCGUCGCGCAGCUGGUCAAGUACCUGAGGGAUCAUCCGCGCGGCACCAAGGUGGAGAACAUCCACGUGCUCGGGUACAGCGUGGGCGCGCAUAUCGCUGGACUCAUCGCAAAUUACUUGCCCAAUGACAAGCUAGGGAGAAUUACGGGCCUCGAUCCGACGAUAUUUUUCUACAUGAACGGCAACCGCUCGAUGGAUUUAGACGAGACGGAUGCCCAUUUUGUGGACGUGAUCCACACAGCCGCGGGCAUCCUGGGCCAAUGGGGACCAACCGGCCACGCGGACUUUUACGUAAACGGUGGCUCGAGUCAGCCCGGAUGCGCCACUUCUUCUAUACUCCAAACCCUCUCGUGCGACCACACGAAGGUGACACCGUAUUACAUAGAGUCGAUCACGACGAAAAAGGGAUUCUGGGCGGCGCCGUGCGCGAAUCUGUUCUCUUACCUGAUCGGGUGGUGCAAUCCCAAGAGAGAGGAUCACAUCCUGAUGGGGGAGGAUUCCCCUCAUACCGCACGCGGCAUCUUCUAUCUGUCAACAAACGCACGCAAACCGUACGCCCGAGGACUGCCCGAAAAAAGCCAGCGACGGACAAAUCGGAAGCAAUCGUCCUCCCGCCAGUCCUGAGCCUGCUGAAGCAGCUAAUCAACAUAAUUAUAGAGUAGCGUAUAGUCCGUGUUUGUACGUGAAUCAGUCAGGAGAAAAGAAAACGUUAAGUUAUACAUUAUUAUAUAAAUAUUUGUGUAGAUAUAUAUACGUUACGUCGAUAUAUAUAAGUUUUAGUCUUACACACCCUGUCGCGACUCUUUUUGUACAUUCGAUUAAUCAUUCGGAGGGAUUUUCUCUCCUUCCCGAUUUUUUCUUUUUUAAUAAAAGAUGUUGCGCGCCGAUAUAAGUGUAUAUCGCGCGAAAGCAAGAAA